AUGCUCUUUGUCCUAGUCUAUUAGUCUAUGUUUAUGUCGCAGGCAGAAAUAGUUGUGGGCUUGUUAUUGUGGAAUUACGAACAAUUAUUUUCAACAUUACAGUGAUUUAAUGAUUUCUAUCACCAUCAUUAAAACACCAUGGUACUCUGAAAUACAAAGAAACAGGCAUCCAAAUUCAAAUAUAUAAGAACAAGGGCAGAGCUUCAUCAUGUUUCAAAAACAGACUUUUGGAGGCACGAGUACUGGAUUCGGUUCGUUCAACGCGAGCGCAAACGCCGCGUCGCCGUUCAGCGGCUUCAAGCCCGCGGCGAGUACUAGUGCGUUCGGAGCUCCGCCUGCGUUCGGCGCUAGCACGACACCGCAACCAGCCGCCGGUGGUGGUUUAUUCGGUGCAACCAACAAUACGGGUGGACUUUUCGGCAACACAACAACACCGUCCUCCUUUGGUCAGAGCAGCGGCUUUGGGUUCGGUGCCAACACGUCCGGUGGAGGACUGUUCAGCAACAAUGCUGGCACUGGACUGUUCGCUGGUAACCAGAAUACUAGCGGUUUUGGAGCUAAGCCAGCCGGUUUCGGCUUUGGAGGUACCACGACUACUGGCACUACGGGGGGAUUGUUCGGUUCUGCGCCAUCCACAUCAACGGGACUUUUUGGCCAACAGAGCACCCCUCUUGGCGGCACUGGACUAUUCGGAAAUACAACCGGCGGAUUCGGCCAGCAGGCCCCCACGGGCACCGCCCACGUCAAGUAUAACCCGGUGGGGGGCACCGACGUGGUGGUCAAAUCGGGCUCCUCCCAGAAUGUCAGCAUCAAGCACCACUGUAUAACUUGCAUGAAGGAGUACGAGUCCAAGUCGCUGGAGGAGCUCCGCUUCGAGGACUACGCCGCGGGCCGCAAGGGAGCCUCCGGGGGCAUGUUCGGUGGCGGGUUCGGCCAGCAGACUGAGAACAAACCCCUCUUCGGGGGAUCCACAUUCGGUCAACCGGCUACCACCAGCGCGCCCAGUCUCUUCGGUGGAGGCAUCGGAUCCACCUCCGGCUUCGGCCAGACCAGCACGUUCUCAUUCGGCAGUAACGCGCAGUCGAAUACAAGCACAACGGGGUUGUUCGGUGCGAACAAACCUGCUUUCGGCGCCACCCCCGCGCCAGGUACCAGUCUUUUCGGAGCUACAACGACUCAAGCGCCCGCCUUCGGUACUAACACAUCGACUUUCGGCUUUGGGAGUACUGCGCCUAAUCAGAGCGGGGGUCUCUUCGGAGCCAAGCCCGCUACCACUGGCUUCGGUGCUACGCCCGCGAGUACGGGAUUCGGCGGCUUCGGCGGCGGAGGCCUGUUCGGUGCGAAGCCUCAGCAGACCACAGCUCCAACCUUCGGCUCCACGGCACCUGCUUUCGGUACAUCAACGGGCUUCGGCACCAACACGACCGGAUCGGGACUGUUCGGGGGCAACACGUUCGGGAAGCCGGCGACCACGCAACCAUCCUUCGGGUUCAACCAACCAACAAUGGGUCUCGGAACAGGACUCGGAACGUCCUUCCAGAACAAGCCGGCCGCGCCCGCGUUCGGAGCUCUAGGAGGGGGCUCCCUGUUCUCGCAGCCGAACGCGGCACCCGCCAACACCUUCAGGACAGGUCUCGACUCUGGUUUGGGCGGUGGAAGUCUGUUCGGCAACACGUCGUCGCUGGGCGGCACCGGCCUUGGGGGCAUGGGACAGAUGAACAUGAACAAUGGUUUAACUGGCGGAACCCUCUCGGGAGUGUCUACUGCGGGUAACGUUCACGAACACAUGCUAGCUUUAGCGGCGAGACCUUACGGCGACACGGGACUGUUUAAAGACCUCCUGCCCGAUGCAUCAUCAACAGCGGAGGAUGUGCUUAAACCCACCAAUCCACGGGCGGUGAAGGCUGUAUUAGACGGUGCGGCGUACAGAGUCACCUCUCCGCCACCGUCGGCGUCGCGGCUAAAAGUGUUCCCACGACCCAUCGCCUGCGCGAGAGAUAAGAAGUCACUCUUCGACGGCCUCGAGGAAUCCGAUCCCAGUAUAGAAGACAAGUUGACCUUGAAGCCGAGCAGGAAGCGACUCGUUCUACGCCCUAAGCCCCGGACCGAAGACAACGAGUCGAUAGAGCAUGCCGACAAUGAUAGAUCGUUGGAGGAACCGAGGCGGGAAGCAAACGAUUCCCAAGAGCAGGGCCAACCGGUCGCUUCGACACAGCAGGACUCGACGGGAAGCAAGCAGGAGUUUAUACGCGCUGAGAAGGAGCGCGGGGCGGAAAACAACGCUGAUAAUAACAAUUCCGAGGGGGCUUUCGACAGACACAGCAGUUGGUUGGGUCCGAAACAAGGUUGGAGCGAGAAGGAUAUGCCAGCAGAGAUCGAACCGACGCCCAGAUUGUAUCCCAAUUUAGACAAGGAGUUGCCAUUACAAAUAUCUGAGAGACGCGCCAGUUGGUUAACAACCAAAACCCUCCGGAAACCGCCGGCUAUGAACCCAGACUCCGCUGAGAACUCAGCGCGGGAGUUAGGACUGCGCUCCGAGAGAAGCAUGGAGGAGAACGUUGACACCUUCUCCGUGUCCGAAGGGGAGCACGUGCCCACCCGGGAUGCACCCCCCCACCCAGCCGGGGUGAAACUCACCAGGGCUGGCUACUACACCAUACCGACACUAGAAGAGAUGAUCAAUUACAUCCGGCCAGACGGGUCGUGUGUUGUCCCACAUCUGACCAUCGGCCGUAAGAACUACGGCAACGUUUACUACGACUGUGAAAUCGACGUUGCCGGAUUGGAUAUCGAUUCUUUGGUCCAUUUCCUGAAUAAGGAGAUCAUCAUCUACCCGGAGGACGAAGAGAAGCCGCCGGUGGGCGAGGGUCUGAACCGCCGCGCCAUCGUGACUCUAGAGCGCGUGUGGCCGCGGGACAAGACUGAGAAGCGACCCAUCACCGAACCCGACAGGUUAUGGAAGAUGGACUACGAGGGCAAACUCCGCCGCGUGUGCGACAAGCAUGACACUAAAUUCGUUGAAUAUCGCCCACAAACCGGCAGCUGGGUGUUCAGGGUCGAGCAUUUCAGCAAAUACGGCCUCACCGACUCCGAUGAAGAAGACGACAUAACACCAGAUGUGCUGAAGCGUCAAAUCGUCAACCAGAGCUUGCAGAAGUCCGCCGCGCCCGCUCCAAAACCACCAGUCGCGACCUCCACAGGGGCCCCCAACGUUGGUCUCGGUGGUUUGGGGGGUAUCGGCGAUUUAGGGGGCAUAGGUGGUUUCGGGGGUCUCGCUAAUCUGGGCGCGCUUAACGGCGCGAGCGGGCUCGCACCGUCUGAUGAAUUCUUCGCGAUGCAGCAAACUUCCCUCAAUCUGAUGGACGGCACUUCGAAAGCUUUCGACGUUGAGGCGGUUGAAGACAACAAUGAGGCGCAAAGUCUUUACGAUGACAAUAGAGCGUUCGGUGUAAAAAGUCCCACGACAGAGCUCGCGCGCUUGGAACACCGGCAGAGUCACCACGUGCAACUGAUGAAGGCGUCGCUGUACGCGGAUACGGAAAUGGAGGACGACACGUCCGUAUCGACGGGCGAGCAAUUGGUUCCGCACUCUAGGACCAGCGACAUAAGGUCGACAAUAAAACAAUCCGCGCCCACCAUAGUACACGAGAAAAGCUAUGAGGACGUUUCCCCCACUUUACUUCCACAGAGUGAAGAUAUAAUAAUGCGCCCGCUUUUAGUACAUCCGCACACUAUCGUUCUCAACUACCACAGGAAAGUGCCGCCUUUCAAGCAAACAAUCGCGGGUCGCGUGGACGCUGCAUACUUCGCGGACAUGUCCGUGUGCCGCUCCCGCCACAGUCGCAUCGGUUUCGGUCCAGCCGGCACCCUCGCUUACGUGUCCUCGUACGAUACUCUCAACGACUUGCCCAAAAGUGCAGAACUCAGUGAUAUCGGCAACUAUGUGACGGGGCGCGGCGUAGAUGAUUGGAGCGAGCCCACCGUCGCGAGAUUGGCCGUGGGGCGGGCACAAUCCGAAGUUGUUGCGGAAACGCUGUCACGUCAACUGGCGAGUCUGUUAGAGCUGUCGACAGUGUCCGACGCGGAUCCGAACCGACCGAACGUGUGUCCACGACUAGUCGUACGGCAAUCGCCUCAAGACAGACGCGAGCUGCUGAAGAGACUCCUCAAUGACGCGAGCAAGGCCAGGGAAUACAGUUCUAAUUUCGGCGUAUCAAGAAAUUACUGUCUGCAAGUGUGGAAGCUGUGCGAAGCUCUUUGGGGCGCUGACUUGGAUAACGAUGGUGUUCCCGGUACGGACAUCCAGUCGAAAGUGCACCGGCAUAAAUGCCUGCUGCAGUGGCUGAAGGAAGCUGUCGCUGACGUCACGGAUAAAGAACUCAGCGAGACCAGACAAGGGGAACCGGAAGACGAGUUGGACGGUCACAGCGCGAGAGUAUGGACCCUACUUCUAGGUGGGAGGGUGUUGGAGGCCUGCAAACUAUCAAAGGACUGUGGAGAUCUCAACAUGGCGACACUCAUCGCUCAGGCUACAGGAGAUCCAGCCUUCAAGUCGCUGAUAGCGCGCCAGCUGAACACUUGGCAGGAGUGCGGGGCGGACACCCUGAUCGCCGACAGUCGCCGCGCCACGCUGCACCUUGUCGCAGGGCUCCGCCCUUCGAGUCACCUGGAGACCUUGGACUGGAUACGCGCCUUGAGGGCCACUGCUCGGUACCUCUGCCCCCAAAUCCCGACUCUGGAGCAGAUAGUGCGCACAUACGAGAGCUACUUCAGCAGUUCCGAGGACGUUGACCUGAGCAGCCUGCCGGAGGAUGAAAUGGGCAUGAGUUUCCCGACGCCUCCGUACGACGAUGUGUAUACCCUAACUACGAGUAACGGCAGCACUCGACGCGUUCUCGACCUCCGCUACGAGUUGAUACGUGCGCGCGCCUUCAACGUCCGCCCCAAACUGAGCACCGCCACAUACACACCUGAUCCCUUUGACUACAGUCUGAGUUUUCUCCUGGGCGCCUGGUUCGGCAGCCCGUCAGUGGUCACCAUCGCUGGCGCGGCGGAACAGCUGGAGGUCCAGGGUUACUGGCAUCUCGCGGUGCAGGUCUUGGCUUACCAUCCAGACGAUGUCGCGCGCAGUUAUCUCAUACGAGGUGUAAUAUCACGCCACGCACCAUCCAAGGCUGACACCCCGGAACUGAAGAGUCGUUUGGAGCUGAUAAAGAAGCUAGGGGUCCCGGAGAAAUGGCUGCUGCUGGCUCAGGCUUAUAGAGCGAAAUAUGAGCGCAAGCCGUCUUUAGAGGUGGAGUGCCUCGUGGGUGCGGAGGAGUGGCAUUCCGCACACCGGCUGUUGCUGGAGGAAUUGCUGCCGGAAGCCGUGCUGGCCGAUAACCUCCAAAGCAUCAAGGUUUUACUGGAGAAGAUGAGCGCAGCUGCCGCGAGACACGAGGUGAGCGGAUGGGAGACCGGCGGUCAGGCAUUGUAUCACUACCUCAAAGUUUGUGAGGAGAUCCGCGGUUUGGUCAACGCGGUGGAGGCCAGCCCCCCUUCCGCCAGUGGGGGGGUCACGGCUCGCCUUGAGGCGCUUCGCCCAGCGUUGGCCGCUGCAUGCCGAGCGCUCAAAGGGCUCAGCCCUAAGACUGCGCGACACGCGGCGGCCCGUGCGGAGAUGGGCGCCCGGUUGGUGCAACUCGCGCUGGCGGCCGGCGAGCCCCCGCCGCACCUAGCAGCCCUACUGCAACAGUUACGCCUGCCGCCCGACUCCGCUGCGCAAGCGGUGCACAAGAUAACAACAGACUUAGCAGAAAAGGCAUCGGAACUAUGUAUCGAUUCAACGCAGAGUUCCCCUCUCUCCUCGCACCAUAGGCCAGCAAUCCGAAGUUAAAAAGAGAACGCAAUAUUUCCGUACAUUUCACUGCAAAAUUCACAUGCAAAAUGCUCUGCGAAGUAUUUUAAUAUUCAAUUAUGAAUUUAAAAAAAUAGACUAAUGGCAUAAGCACACUGAAGUCGGGAAGAGAGCAGACCAAGUCAUUUUUUAAAACCAAUCAUAUUUUUGAAAUUGAAAUAGGUUAUUUGACUGUAAUAAACAUACAUCUUGUUUUGUGUAGCUUGUAGCUUAAAGAUUUUUCAAUAUUAUUUCAUUUCACUAGACUAGAAAAUAAAGUAUAAAUUAAUUAAUUUUUAACAUCGACAAGGUGGCCAAUGCAAAUAAACAUACAACAAAAAAAAUAACAUUUCCUGCAACGAUUUCCGUGUGUUUAGUGCUUAAUAGUUUUCCUAAAUAAUUAUAAUAUAUAUUUUCCUUUCCCUAACCGGAUGAAAAUUUGUUUAUGUAGGUUAUGUUAUUUAUAUGAGCUUAAAAAUCGAGACAUUUCAUAAAAAAUAAUGUGAAAAUAUGGUAAACCAUUUUUUUUAAACAUGUUUAAAUAAAUACUUAUAAACACAGGCAUUCGUGAAUGCUGACAGAAAUUGAAACUCGAAACUAUUAAAUAACUGCGUUUCGAUAGUACUUGAUAUUUUAUUUUUCUACAUAUACAUAUAAGAGUAUUAAGACCUCACUGUUAUGAUUUAAAAAUUAAUCAAAUCAAAGAAUAAAUCACGAACAUAUAAUACAAAUUAAUUGUUUUUUACCCAUCCAAAAGAGUUAAACAUGCAUACAGAUGCAGUCAGACUCACUCGUGUAUAUACAAUGUAUUAGUUACUAUAUGCGCAUGUUCACAUACACGUCGCUAGUCUGUCGCAAUACCACGGUGACGCGGAGAAUUUACUCUACCGAAAAUCGCUCUGCGUGGCCAAAUAAGUUUGCACUGCAAAAAUAUCUCCUUUGUUUCUUUUUUUUUUGUAAAACAUACUUUACAAACUAUGAAGAAGAAACCGAAUUGUUAUGUUACUAUUAGACAAUUAAAUUAUUUCCAAGCUCUGGAUCUUAGUUUAGUUUAGAGUUAAAUGAUUUAAAAAACAACUUUUUGUGAAUCCCUGUUAAUCUAAUGUGUCAUUUAAUAAUUUCACUUCCUUAUUCCUCUUAAGUAUUCGAACCAAAAAUUUUAAUACUUUUCGACAUUUUAAAUAAAAUUGUGUAAAGAAAUUACCUCGGUUAGAUAUCAACGUGACUGCAAUGGCUUCACAAGUCUAUAAUAAUGUAAAAACUGAUAUUAAUCUGCGGUGUCGCUCGUUAAAAUCUAGUUUUCAGAGUUUAUUGAGGAAAAAGCAUGGUUUAAAAAUUUAUUUUUGAAUGUAUAAGGAAUGUUCUAAAAGUGUUUGAAGAACGUUCCUAGAAUCGUGGUGUUGGUCUCGUGACGUCAAAAGACUGUAAACAGAGAUUCAACCAAUCAAUAGCGUUUGAGAUCACGUGACAUGGGCUCUUGAAAAUCUUGUGUAUAGAAUUAAUUAGUAAAUUAGGAAUGUUCAUUAAAUAUCUAUUAGUUAAAUAAAAAACAAUACUGGAAAGCUCUCGGCCUUGUAGUUCCAAUCAUUAUAACUAACA
This is a messenger RNA of Pararge aegeria (speckled wood butterfly), 7474 nucleotides long. It is a transcript of the gene Nup98-96, whose product is annotated as nuclear pore complex protein Nup98-Nup96. The coding region runs from base 209 to 5875 and encodes 1888 amino acids. Gene Ontology annotation, molecular function: structural constituent of nuclear pore. The record is from RefSeq and is a predicted model, not a curated record. NCBI's taxonomy places the organism in Eukaryota, Metazoa, Arthropoda, Insecta, Lepidoptera, Nymphalidae. The transcript is spliced from 48 exons. Gene Ontology annotation, cellular component: nuclear pore; nuclear pore cytoplasmic filaments. Gene Ontology annotation, biological process: RNA export from nucleus; protein import into nucleus; post-transcriptional tethering of RNA polymerase II gene DNA at nuclear periphery.